Messenger RNA from Phoenix dactylifera (date palm), 2077 nucleotides. RefSeq lists its product as uncharacterized. The record is from RefSeq and is a predicted model, not a curated record. Gene Ontology annotation, biological process: ubiquitin-dependent protein catabolic process. Lineage: Eukaryota; Viridiplantae; Streptophyta; Magnoliopsida; Arecales; Arecaceae. Gene Ontology annotation, cellular component: endoplasmic reticulum. Gene Ontology annotation, molecular function: ubiquitin protein ligase activity; metal ion binding.
CCAAGCUCAGCUCUCUCUCCGGGUCCAAUGAAGACACGGAAAAGUCCUCCCUCUGGGCUUUGUGGGAGAACCGGGAAAGCAUAGAGGAAGAGGCCAUCGCCGUAGCCCCGAUUCAGUCGAUCGCGUCGCAAAAGUUAAAAAGAGAGGUCUUUGAGAGGGUGGGAGGACAAAAGUUGGGAUUUUUGCUCGAAGUAAUGGCGGACGAUGAGAAUAGGAUGGAUUUGAAUCUCUACGUCGGCCUCCCUCCUUUGCCCCGCCCUCGAAAUCCAGACCUCGGCUUGGAGCUACCCCUCGGUUUGGAGCUCACACUCAGCUCGCUGCCUUGGUCGCCCUCGCCUUCUCGGGAAAGCCGUUCUCUUGCCCCCAUGUCGCGUCGUUUCGAGCGGCCAAUCUACUCCCCAUCGAAUGCCUUGCAUGCUCCUGAAUCGCUUCCGGUCGAUCCCCUUCAUGCUGCCGAUGAUAGCCCUCCUUUGGAGCCCUGCAUUCCUGCUCGACUGGUGGAACUGGAGACUCAUGCUCCAAAUUCUGCUCCCUAUGCUCCUGCUUCGGCCGGGCCGGAUCGACCAUCGGCCCGGCAUCCUCCUGCCGGACGAAUUCCGCAGCUGCACGACGAAGCAGCAACCUCCGUCAACCCAUGCUCAACUGUUCGCAUGAGCGAGCUUAUGUCCCGGGGCGAUCGGGCCGGUUCGCGGCACGAGCACCUUGAAUGUCAAGAGCUCCGUUUCCAGAGAUUGAUCGAAUCGAACAAUCGGCUACGGCCUCGAAGGUCCGGGAUGUCAGAUGGCGAAAGGUCCGACUCCCAGACCAGUCCCGACCAGCUGAUGCACGACAUAAUGCAGUCUCAGAGAACCUUAGAGGCUUCUAAGAAGGAUAAGCCCCAUGCCGAGGGCAAGGGCACGGAGGGUUUGGAAAAGGGAAAGGAAGACGAAGGCGCUGCUAGCUUCGAGUGCAAUAUUUGCUUUGAUAUGGCCAAGGAACCGGUUGUCACUCCCUGCGGUCAUCUCUUCUGCUGGCCGUGUUUGUAUCAAUGGCUUCAUGUCAAUCCUGUCUUUCCUGAAUGCCCUGUGUGCAAGGGAGAGGUGCGCGAGUCCAACCUAACGCCUAUAUAUGGGAGGGGAGGUUCAGAUACUACUGCCAAGGAGGUAUCUGGAGAAGACAGGAACUCGGGACUGAAAAUUCCGCCUCGACCCCGGGCGCACAGGACUGAGAGCUUGAGGCAGGAACUGCAGAGAUCUUCGGGUGGGAUUUUGGCACUGGGAGAAAGUGCCACCGCAUGGAGGCAUAUAGAUGAAGAGGCGCGCGCUGCUGUUUCAUUCGGAGAAGAUCCAGGCCCAAGCUUGCAGCUUCGAUUCAAUGCUUCUGAUCGUGCAUUCAUAAGCAGGCUGAUGCAAUGGAGAAUGCAAAGGGAAGAGGGGAGCGGGUCUAACAUCACGGGCAUUGAUUUGCCUGCUAUUACUGAACCAAACCCUCAAACUGAUGGCAUCGAUGUUUCGCGGCAGCCUCCUCAGGGACAUGCGAGCACUAGUAGGUGGCGUGCUAGGCGGAGGUUUGCUGUUCGCGGCGCAAUCCCGGCUGUAAACCAUCGGAGGCCAACUGCAGAGCAGGCAUCAGCUUCAAGCACACCAGCUGUAAUACCAGGAGAUAUUGCUGCUACUGACAUCUCUGCAGAACCAAACAGAGCAGGAUCAUCUAGAUCCCUUAGAAGAAGAGGAAGGAGCAGCAAUUCUGGUUCCUUGGAUGCGGAUGGAGAAGCUUCACAUUCACACAGGAGGAGAAGGCUGAACUAGAAAUAAUAAAUGAAGUGGAUUUGCUAAGAAAGUUUAGAUCAACUUGUUGGUAUUUUGCUUUUUGAUUAGUUAUGAUGUUUCUGGACCUUAUAUACUGCAUUAUAUUCGUACAAAGAUUUUAGAUCAUUGGUUUUGGAUCCUUUUAGUUCUUUUCUUUUGUAAUUUUGCUUUUGUUACAUUAAGUCAGAGCAUCUAUACUGGAUAGACUUUUGGAAAUCCUGCAUUCCUAGACAUGUCUGAAAAUGCUCUUAUUUGCCAGAGUAUAAAAUGAUUUAGGGAUUUAAAUAUUA